Messenger RNA from Oncorhynchus mykiss (rainbow trout), 2660 nucleotides. The record is from RefSeq and is a predicted model, not a curated record. NCBI's taxonomy places the organism in Eukaryota, Metazoa, Chordata, Actinopteri, Salmoniformes, Salmonidae.
AUGAUGAGGACUGUCUGCCUCUGCUUUUGUAUCCUGAUCCAAGGUGGUCUAUGUGCGGAGUCCGAGGAGAGGUUGCUGAAGUGGCUACUGAGUAGAGAGCGUUACAACAAGCUGAUACGACCGGCCAGUAACCAGUUUGAACCAGUUACCAUCAAACUGCAGGUCUCCCUGGCACAACUGAUCAGUGUGCAUGACAGGGAACAAAUUAUGAUCACCAAUGUCUGGCUAACACAGAACUGGGUGGAUUACAGGUUGUCAUGGGAGCCCUCAGAUUUUGAUGGGAUUGACAAGCUCCGCAUUCCGUCCCGUCAUAUAUGGCUCCCAGAUAUUGUACUGUACAACAAUGCUGAUGGUAUCUAUGAGGUGACGGUCUUCACCAACGCCAUCGUCCUGUCCAACGGCACCAUCUUCUGGCUCCCACCAGCUAUCUAUAAGAGUGCCUGCAAGAUCGAGGUCAAACACUUCCCAUUCGACCAACAGAACUGCACCCUGAAGUUCCGCUCGUGGACCUAUGACCACACUGAGGUGGAUCUGGUCCUCAGGACAGGUGUGGCCAGUAUGGAUGACUUCACGCCCAGUGGAGAGUGGGACAUCUUGGCUUUACCCGGGAGACGUACUUUCUCCAGCUCAGAGCCCAUCUACGUGGAUGUGACCUACGACUUCCUGAUCAAAAGGAAUGAAUAUAUAGUGAAGCCGUUGUUCUACACCAUAAAUCUGAUUAUCCCCUGUGUCCUCAUCACCUCUCUGGCUGUGUUGGUCUUCUACCUGCCCAGUGACUGUGGAGAGAAGAUCAGUCUGUGUGUCUCUGUACUGUUGGCCCUCACUGUGUUCCUGUUGCUGAUAUCUAAGAUCGUACCGCCAACCUCGCUGGACGUGCCCCUGAUUGGUAAAUACCUGAUGUUCACCAUGGUUCUCGUAACCUUCUCCAUCGUCACCAGUGUGUGUGUUCUGAACGUCCAUCACCGUUCCCCCAGCACACACACCAUGCCCCACUGGGUUAAAGUUUUGUUCCUGGACUGGCUGCCUGCCCUGCUGUGCAUGAGGCACCCCCAGAACAACUCGGCCAGACAGCGGCUCCGUCAGAGGAGGCAGCAGUCGGUCCAGAAGACCAAGGAGGCUAGCCCAGGGAUGGACCCUGGCGUGGCCUCCUCUCCUUCCUCUUCGCCAUUCCUCCUAUCUCCUGGGUCCUACUACCUCAGAAAAAGUCACAGUCCUGACCUACAGGAAGCUGUGGACGGGGUGCGAUACGUCGCUGACUACAUGAUUAGAGACGACGACAACAAGACUGUGAUUGAGGACUGGAAGUACGUGGCGAUGGUAUUGGAUCGUCUGUUCCUGUGGAUCUUUGCAGUAGGCUGUAUAGCCGGUACUCUUGGGAUCUUCCUCCAACCUUUCUUCCAGCAUCAGACCAUUCCCAUCCGGAAUCUCAGCAGCCCCACCUCAUCAAGGGACGUCAUCUUGAAGGAUUCCGUUGUUUAAAAAUAUAUAUAUAAUCCAUGUAAAACAAAAUGUUUAGCUUUAAAAGCGGAACCCCACCACAUGAAAUGAUCUGAAGGACUUUACUGUCAACUGGCUAAUGCCGCUACUAUUCUUAGCAACAAUUUAUUACAAUAAUGAUGAAACAAAUGAUCCGGGAUUCCUGCCGUCGUUAUACGGGGGGAGUCAGUAGCUCAAGGAAAAGGUGUUUAUGUUAGACAGAGCAGUGUCUGACUGCUGUCGGCUGAGGAAGAUGCUUUGAAUUGACUGUGUUCGGUAAAGAGAUGUUUUGUGAUGAUGGAUAGACUUUAAUUAACAACAUGGUUAACAUCAUGCAUGUCCCCUAAACUAGAAAUGAACAACAUGGUAACAUCAUGCAUGUCCCCUAAACUAGAAAUGAACAACAUGGUAAAAUUAUGCAUGUCCCUUAAACUAGAAAUGAACAACAUGGUAACAUCAUGCAUGUCCCCUAAACUAGAAAUGAACAACAUGGUAAAAUGUUGAAUGUCCCCUAAACUAGAAAUGAACAACAUGGUAACAUUAUGCAUGUCCCUUAAACUAGAAAUGAACAACAUGGUAACAUCAUGCAUGUCCCUUAAACUAGAAAUGAACAACAUGGUAACAUCAUGCAUGUCCCCUAAACUAGAAAUGAACAACAUGGUAACAUCAUGCAUGUCCCCUAAACUAGAAAUUAACAACAUGGUAACAUCAUGCAUGUCCCUUAAACUAGAAAUGAACAACAUGGUAACAUUAUGCAUGUCCCCUAAACUAGAAAUGAACAACAUGGUAACAUCAUGCAUGUCCCCUAAACUAGAAAUGAACAACAUGGUAACAUCAUGCAUGUCCCCUAAACUAGAAAUGAACAACAUGGUAACAUCAUGCAUGUCCCUUAAACUAGAAAUGAACAACAUGGUAACAUCAUGCAUGUCCCUUAAACUAGAAAUGAACAACAUGGUAACAGCAUGCAUGUCCCUUAAACUAGAAAUGAACAACAUGGUAACAGCAUGCAUGUCCCCUAAACUGAAUGUCACAAACUGAGAAAAUAUAUGAAGUGUGCUGCCACCCUCUGCCAAUGUUAUGAAUUUAAAGUGAUGUCGUAAAGUAGGCUACUCAACAACACGCUGAAUGGAUGAUUGGUUUGAACAUUCGCAGGUUCUUAUUAUGAGGUGUGUUGUGAUCUCUCA